This is a messenger RNA of Carlito syrichta (Philippine tarsier), 508 nucleotides long. Its product is annotated as acyl-coenzyme A synthetase ACSM6, mitochondrial-like. The record is from RefSeq and is a predicted model, not a curated record. Gene Ontology annotation, biological process: fatty acid biosynthetic process; acyl-CoA metabolic process. Lineage: Eukaryota; Metazoa; Chordata; Mammalia; Primates; Tarsiidae. Gene Ontology annotation, molecular function: fatty acid ligase activity; fatty-acyl-CoA synthase activity. The transcript has 4 exons. The annotation marks the transcript as partial. Gene Ontology annotation, cellular component: mitochondrial matrix.
AGUUGCCCCUCCAAAGAAGACCUGCGUGGGGACUGACAGUCAAGAUCCAAUGGCAAUAUUCUUCACCAACAGGAAAAUGGGUACUCCCAAACUGGUCGAGUAUUCCCAGUAUGGUCUGGGAAUGGGAUUUAGCCAAGCCUCCAGACAGUGGAUGGAUCUCCAGCCGACAGAUGUCUUAUGGAGUCUGGGUGAUGCCUUUGGUGGAACUUUAUCUCUGAGCACUGCCUUCGGAGCUUGGCUCCAAGGAGCCUGUGUGUUUCUGCAUCACAUGCCAACCUUCUGCCCUGAGACUGUUCUAAAUGCCCUGUCCAGGUUUCCCAUCACCACUUUAUCUGGAAACCCAUGGAUGUACCAGAAACUGCUUCAGCACAAAUAUUUCACCAGCUACAGAUUCAAGAGUCUGAAGCAUUGCGUGGCUGCAGGAGGAUCCAUCAGCCCUGGGGUGACUGAGGCCUGGAAUCGCAUCACUAAGUUGGACAUCUAUGAAGGCUACGGGCAGACAGAAACU